Messenger RNA from Strongylocentrotus purpuratus (purple sea urchin), 11354 nucleotides. It is a transcript of the gene REJ6, whose product is annotated as receptor for egg jelly 6. Gene Ontology annotation, molecular function: protein binding; calcium channel activity. The record is from RefSeq and is marked provisional. Gene Ontology annotation, biological process: detection of mechanical stimulus; kidney development. Gene Ontology annotation, cellular component: membrane. NCBI's taxonomy places the organism in Eukaryota, Metazoa, Echinodermata, Echinoidea, Camarodonta, Strongylocentrotidae.
GUUGAUUCUUACCCGACUCGGAAAUAAAAACUUCUCCAUAAGUUAUCAACCUUUCAACAAAAUUACAACGAUAUUGACAGUUGCAUUGUCAUUAACUGUAAACGACAAGUGGAAUUGAAUCGUAACUCAUUAGCCGAAUGUAAUUUGAAGCAUUGGUAUUAAUUUAUGUUUCUCCCUUUCAUCGAACUCAUUUGCAUUGGAAAAUGAAGAGAGAUCAUAAUUAUGCUUAAUUAGCUUUACGAGAAAGACAAUUUCUGGUUUGCGUUUAUCGUCUGUGGAUUGAGAAAUGGCGCGAACACUGAGCGGGAUGCCAGCCUGGAUGCCGGGUAUUUCUCGGGCGCGUAACUCCACUCACGCCGUCAAUGCACCACUGAUGGAGUUGCUGGUGUUGCUGAUGAUGUUGUGCCUAUGUGGCUGCCACAUGCCUGGAGCAGAGAUGGGGAAACCUUGCCGUCAUAUUCCUUACGAUGAAGCCAAUGACGACGGUGAUGUCUUCAAGUGGCCUUUGCCGACACCCGACGACCCAUCCCGGUUUCGCCCUAGAGGAAUACCACACUGUCUUGAGGACAUAGAGCAAUGUAAGCAUGGUUUCACAGCCAGCUUCAAUGCAACAGCGGACAUCGAAACCGUCUUUGAAAGUGACGAUGUCAUCGAUUUCGCUCCAAGAUUUGGCAACGUGCUAGACUCCAAUGUCUAUGACCGGGGCUGGAAAAUGCCCGUGACUUUACGCCUGGAGGAGAUGGACUCGAUGCAAAAGAUAGGCGUCUUCAAGGUGCGUGUGAUGACCAACGAUCUGGUUUGGAACGCAGAGUUCAGCUCUCGGCUUGAUCAUCCCAUGCUGGUAGGUGUCACGUGGAGACACGACAUCGGUCUCGAUGUCUAUGUCGACGACAUCUGCGCCGGGUUCGACGACGUACCACAGAAAAUACCAGACGAAGCGGAGACAGAGUCAGGGGAUGCAAUCAGCACUGUCCCAGCGGAUACAUUUCAGUUUGUCGAAUUUUUGAGACCAGCUGGAUCCGCGGCUGAAUUGCUUCUUGAUUUUCAGAGCGAGGAUACGAUCUACACCUACUACUUGGGCUGCCUGGUUGAUACCAAAGCAUCACGUGACCUGUUUACAGAAACGUCGCCGAUACCGCCCAAAGAUAGCACCAUUAAAUCAUGUCGCAUCUCGUGCAGUAUGAUCGCCUCCGCGUACGCCGUAAUUGGUAAGAACCAGUGCAACUGCGUGGAUGACAUUGUCACCCUGGACCAUACACGCAAAUGUGGACAGGUCUGCCAUGGUUAUCGCUCUCUGCCUUGUGGCUCUAUAGACGAAUGGAGUGUGUACUUAACAUCCAGCUUGAUCUCUCCAUCACAAUAUCUACCGGAUGUUAGGCCUGGUGACGCUCCUGUCCUACGUUCACCGCCGUUGGCACAACAUGACCGAUACAGGAGAAGUACAUUGGACGAAGAUACCGAGACGCCUCUUGUUAGGCACCGUAGGAGUGCGAAUUUUAUUAAAGUCGAUAGCAUCGAAGGUCUAGUGAAUACGCUCCUGAAUUUCACGUAUGUCGUACACACUGCCGUACAAACUGACACAUCACAGCUCGCGUGUUUAUGGACAUUCGGCGACGGCACUGUAACGAAGAACCAACAUGACGCCGAACACGAGACGCAGUAUCAGCACCAAUACACACAAGCCGGUGACUUUACAUUCACUGUAGACUGUGGCGACAUAGAAGACUCCGCAUCGGUCACAGUCUGGAGCAGUUUCCAAGGAUUAACAUUCAGUGUUCAACAGCAUGGCACUACGACUACCCUGUCAGAUGUUACUAUACAGGUUACUCUCACUAGUGGAAGCCAGUGGCCAGUUAAAGCAAUGUUCGUUCUCAAUGGACAAGAAAUGGACUUUGAGGAAUCACCAACUACUAGUAACACAUUUGAGACAACCUGGACACCAACUAAAUUUGGAAUUUUUCCCAUUGAUGCAGUUAUAUCAAACAAAUUCGAAGAAGACAUUCCUAUUUCGGUAAACGUAACUGUUGGGGAGGCCAUAUCUGGACUAGCAAUCACGACAUCAGGUUCACUCGGCACAAACCUUCCUAUACAAAUCAUUGUUGAAAUAAGUGGUGGGAGUAAUGUAACUGUCGAUGUAGAUUUCGAUGAUGGAGAUCCUAUUUCCCAACAACUUUUGAUCGAUGAUUACACAUGGAUACGAAGGUACUCAACCCCAGGCACAAAGAACAUCAUCGUCACCGCAUCAAAUGUCUUUGGAACCGACUCAACCAAUACCUCUAUUGAUGUACUCCAAUCCGUCACUGGUCUGCAGCUCUCUCUGACUCCAGAUGUCGUCAAUACAAAUGAAAACAUCAAUGCACAGCUAACUGCAGGAACAGACGUCAUCCCCGGAGUCACAUGUACCAUACAGACUGGCGAUGGGGUAGAGUUCGUUAAAAGCGACACCAUACUGGAUAGCACCUUCGAGUUUUCUGUAAACUUCAACUACUCGCAAGAGUUCCUCAACCCUGUCAAAGUAUCAGCAACCUGUUCAAAUGCCUUCAGCAACCAAACAGUUGAGAAAUACGUCGUGGUAGGUAAAGUGGUGAAAAAUUGCUCUAUUAUCGCUCCUGAUGCACAGGAGGUAGGGGAAAACAAAGAAACAGUCAUCGUUGUUGAAGGUGGCAAUUCCCUUGAAAUUCAAGUAAACUUUGGCGAUGGCGAUGUUGUAACCUUUGAUUCCCAAUUCCCGGGUGACCAAGCGGUCAAUCAUUCCUUCAAUGCAGCUGGAGUAUAUAACGUCACCGCCACAGUCACCAAUGCCAUAUCAUCCGGAAUUGAGUGCUCAACGGAAAAUGCUACAAUUAUAGUACAGGAAAGUGUUCCACCCGCUGACCAGUUUACCCUCAGCGCCUCUCCUCAGGCGAUUGACCUGACCAUCGAAAACCAAAUUAACUUCACUUUGACACUGAACUCGGGACAAAGCAUUCGCGGAGAUACUUAUGUCACUUUCUUGUUCUCUCAGCAAUGUACGUGCAGUCUUUCAAUGAAGCUCGAAAACCAUGCGACACUUACUGGGGCUAUCUACAACAUAAGUGGAUCCUACAUCGUCACGGCAGUGAUUUCCAAUAGGGUCAGCUCUGUCAUCAAACAAAUACAGGUGGGAGCGAUGUAUCAGCUGAAUGAAUUUUCUGUUAGUGUAUCUGAACCAGCAUUGCUUGUCGGGGAUGUCGUGGAAUUUACAGUCGUGCCUGUUAACGGAACUGAAAUAAUGAUAAACGUAACUUGGGAUGAUGGUAGCCAAGAGAACAGCUAUCUCACAUCAGCGACAUCUGUUACAUUUAAUCACACAUAUAGCAGCCCUGGAGACUACGAAGUAUGUGGACAAGCAUUUAAUGCGCUAUCACUCAGUAAAGCACCACAGUGUGAGACGAUACAAAUCCUGCACCCGGUUCAAGGAUUAACAUUUGGUAUAAAUACUCCUCUUGUACUAGAUGAUACUGCUGAGUUUGAGAUUGGGCUUCAGCCGGGGUUACCCUAUCCUUCACAUAUGAAUUGUAUCAUAGAUCUGGGUGAUGACGCCACUACUUUAAUGGUAAACGAAGGAGAUCUAUCUGCAUUUCCUGUAAAUGUAAAAUGCGGGUACACUCCAGCGGUGAAGAAUUAUCUGGCCACAUUGAACUGUCACAAUGUCCUAGGAUCGUCCAACCUUACCUUGGCAGUGACUGUGAGAAAGCCAAUUUCACAGAUAUUUCAACUGACCUUGACUGAGUCGUUUUAUUGGCUAACCGAAGCUCUGGUUGAGUAUACAUUAUCUGUUACCACCGGUGAAGACAUUCCUGUGGGGUACGCAGAUUUUUAUUGGGACUUUGGAGAUGGAAACUACUCACAGGAGAACAAGAUCAUGCUAGAUAGUAAUGAAGUCAAAAGGAACAGAUUCACUGUCGAGGGGCUUUACAAAACAAAUCUAACGAUAUCUUACGGCUUGUGGAGUGGUAUUUUGACAGCAACACUGUCAGUAGCCGAAAAACGCAGUUGGGAAGUUUUGACCAAAUAUUUCGGCGGUGCAAGUGAUGGUCAGUAUGGAGGUGGUCAGAAUGAAACUUGGUUUUAUGAAGACCAGCUACUUCGAUUUACCCCAGAACCUCUUUAUGAUGACACACAUUACACAUGGAAAUAUAGUGUAGAUCAACCAUCGACCACUAUACGCGAAUUUGAUCAUGAAUUUGAAACGACAGGUGUGUUCGCCGUUACUGUUGAAGCCAGUUUCCCAUUAUACAGCGAUAAUCUUGUAACGUUUGUCCAUAUCGUGUCACCAUUUACUUUUGAGGAUAUCGACAUUGUAGACUCUGGAAAUAGAAAUUUGAAGCUGAAGGCGUACAGCAAACUCAACAUAACACUUAUGGGUACAGAUAUGUACUCACCUCUAUGUAUCCUUUGGAUGUUCUGCAAUGAAACAAUUUACUUUUCUGGCCCACCGAACUGCUACAACGCUCCUUAUGCCAGCGGUGGACCAGGUGUUGCAUGGACAACGGACACACAAUUGCUGACACAUGUUGAGUUCAACACACCGGGAAUAUUUAAUUUAACCGUUGUUGUGACAAAUAACAUGGACUCGGACGACUCUACCAUCACUUUGUUGAAAACAAUCACUAUAGUCGGAUGCACUGGUCCACCCGAAGUAGAAAUAAGAGGAGAUGGUGGGACCCAAGAACAACCUAAAAAAUAUCUACGCUCAGAACAGAUCAAUUUAGCGUCCACCGUGAGGCUCAGAUGUUACGGACUUGAGGAAACGCCCCAGUUUCAAUGGUCAACGAAGAUGAUAGAUGACCUGAAUGGGACAUUUACUGAUUUGGAUAACGAAGCUCUACCAGAUUACACUUUUCCACCUCUGACGUUUGCAGUGGCACUAUACAACCUGACCAUGACGGUUACAGUAACAGAAACGAGCCCACCACUCUCAGGAAUCGAUUAUGUAUACAUGCGCAUUGUCAGUACACCACUCAUUGUCGUCAUUAGCGGUGGCACCGCCAGGACUGUCAACGGUCAAGAAAACAUAACGUUCAAUGCUACGGAGUCUCAAGACCCCGAUGAAGAGCUUGGUGAUCAGGACCUCAGCAAAUGGAACUUCACAUGGAGUUGCUACAGAGAGGAUAAUGGUGUAACUCCCGUUCCUACGGUCGAUCCUACGGGUGAAUCGAUUUGUGAAUACUCUAAAGCUGAUGAACACACAGUUCCCGGGGAAACGAAGUCGCUCUUUACUAUUGGAGCCCUAAGACUUGAUGCCACUUACACCAUCAAAGUGACCGCCAAUCACGCCGACGGAAGGUUAGGAUCGUAUGAACAGGCCAUAACAACGGUACCAGGAGACCCAGUUCAGGCUAAAAUUGACUGCAUUCAGAACUGCCUGAAGAAGGUUAAUCCGACUUCACUAGUGGCCUAUCAGGCAUCUUGUCUCAACUGUGCCACUCAGAAUGCAACGUUCCGGUGGGAGAUGAAGAUUGGUAUGGAGACCCGAGAGGAAGAAGACCUUGCAGCAAAGGCUGACACAGAUUUAACCAAGAGUGGACUGGUGAUAAGGGCCAAUGUCUUGGAGAGUGGCAAGUUCUAUUACGUCAGGGUGUAUGUGGAGGAGCCAGGGCUGCUCGAAGGCUUCACAGAGGUCUACUUCUACACGAACCUGCCUCCCUUCGGAGGCAAUUGUAACAUCGAACCAAGAACGGGGACAGCUCUGAAUACAGAUUUCACCGCAACCUGUAAAGACUGGAAAGACGAAGGGGAUGAGGCCGAAUUCACCGAUGAUCCUUUACCUUACGUUCCCUUACUCAGAUACAGAAUACAAUACAGGCCCCAGGGAGAGGAGGCAUACUCACAGCUCGUGCCAGCUGGAGAAACGGGAAUAAUUAAACAAUUAAAGUUUUCCAUCGGUCCAGAAGCUUUCAACUAUACAUUUGAGAUUCUGUUCACAGUCCUGGACAAGUUUGGAGGAAUGGACCAGGCAAAUACGACAAUUCAAGUUAUCCCAGGCGUGGCGACCAAGGAGGGACUAGUUGAUCUCUUCGGUACUGGAGGGGACAUUGACACUUUUCUCCAGUCUAAAGAUCCAGAGGCCGGCAUGCGCUACCUCAGUGCCGUCAUAUCGGUGGCAGAUGGUGCUGCUCUGGAUGUGGCGGACACAAUAUUGGUAAAGGAUAAGACGAUGAAUGUGUUGACCAACAUGAGUGGUCUGGCCAAAACAUCGGAUAACAUCAACUUGGCCGCGGACACGUUCAGUACCCUCUACGCCAAGUCUCCCCCGCCCAGUGGCUAUUUAGCUAUGAAUGCGGCUACAGCUUUAGGGGAAAUGACUGGUAAUUAUGCCGACAUCAAAUCAAGUAGCGCAGAUGACAUCAAAAGAACAGGUGAUUCACUCAUUUUCGCAUGCGGAAACAUGUUCACAUCAACAUUACCCUCCACGUCUACGAAUUCAUCGUCAGAAACGACUCCUACGACAGUUUCACCCCAAGACGAAGAAGAACAAAUAAAAGAGGCGAAAUAUGAGGCCAAAUUACUGAGCUCUAUGUUACUGGAUGUCAUCGAAGUAUCCAGCGAUAUGAUCCUGUCCAAGCAGGUAGCCGGUCAGGAAGCAGCCGUCACGAUGAGCAGUACGCUCCAAGUUCGCAGUCAAGUCAAUGCUCCUGAGGACAUCGGAACAGGGGAUGAACCUAUUGCACUGGGAGGGGUCACGAUCGGGCUUCCACCAGCCUUCGACUUCUUUGGGGAGGAAAUCGGACAGAACCUUCUUGCAAUGAAAGUCGUCGACUUUCCUGAGUCCAAUCCCUUAAGCUACGGCGGAGGCAGUGGUGACAUCGGGUCAGGUGUCACUACCAUCGAGUUCCAGACAGCAAAUAAAAACAAAUUGGUAGUCUCGGGCACCAAGGAACCCAUCAGCCUCACCAUGAAGACAAACACGGCGCCCCCUGAGACGGAGGAGAUACGAGCCAACAUCUCCCAGAAGUCCCCGAUGUCCUACCACCGGUUCAACAUCACCAAACCCGAUCAAGACUUCCGAGCGAUCAUCCGAAGCGACAGUACGAUGCUAUGGGUGUUCGCCAAGCUGCAGUCCGCUCCUCUCGAUACCAGUUACGAUGUGGUCAAGCGGUUGCCACGGGUCAUCAAUGGAACUGAAGGUUUGGAGGAAUCCUCGACAGAAGAGAUCAGCAACACGUUUGUUCUCACCAAGGAAGAGCACUGUGGAAAUGGGUCAUACGUCAUUGGCAUCAUGCCUGCAGGUUCUGAUGAGGAAUUUGAGUUGCUGAAUUCGACGACAACGCAGUGUUCUGGUGAGGCUGUUGGGGUGCAACUUCCCAGCGAAGAAAACACCACGUACAUCGAGCUUGCCUACAACUUCAGUACCUAUGUCUCGUCCUGUAUAUUCUUCGAUAGUGAGACGGAGGAAUGGAAGAGUGACGGUUGUUGGACCGGUAUUAAGACAACUAGCAGAGAUACGCACUGUUUAUGCAAUCACCUGACAUCCUUUGCAGCCUCUUUUUUCGUUCCACCCAACAAGAUUGAUUUCAGCACGGUAUUUGACAAGAAUAUUCUGGAUAACUUUGCUGCCAUGGGAACCAUCAUCGGCUUCACGUCAGCCUAUCUUCUCCUCCUCAUCUAUGCCAGGAGGAAAGACAAACAGGACAUCAUCAAAUGGGGCGUAACUCCUCUGAGUGACAACCACCCAUCGCAUACCUAUGGGUAUCAGGUUACCGUGGAAACGGGAGUAAGACCAGGAGCUGGGACCAAAUCUAAUGUUGGUAUCAUAAUAUCAGGAGAGGAUGCAGAUACCGGAGCGAGAGUGUUGGAUGAUCCUAAACGACCUAUAUUUCAAAGUGGUAGCAUCAACAGUUUCUUGAUGACGACAGCCGGACCUCUGGGUCUCCUCGCCUAUGUUCGAAUCUGGCACGAUAACUCGGGUGGAGGGGGACAAGCCGGCUGGUUCCUGUCCAAGGUAGCGGUCAUGGACCUACAGACAGGCAAAGAGUUCUUCUUUCUAUGUGAGCAGUGGCUUGCUGUUGAACAGGGUGAUGGUGACGUAGAUAGGACAUUGUUUGUAGCCAGCAAGAAAGACUUGACUCAGGUCGGGCAACUCGUCUUCACAAGCGGGCGAAAGAACCUGUCCGACCAGCACUUGUGGUUCUCCCUCUUCAGUCGCCCAACAAGGAGUUCAUUCAAUCGAUGCCAGCGACUGUGUUGCUGUAUUACCCUCCUGUACACCUCCAUGAUAGCCAAUGCCAUGUUUUACAAGACAGAGACAACGGCUGCGAACUCACAGGCAAUCAUUAUUGGACCAAUUACGGUUACGCCUCAACAGAUCUCUAUAGGUUUCAUAAGCUCUCUGAUCGUGAUGCCUGUCAACCUAAUCAUAGCCCUAUUCCGGAAGGCGCGACCCCUUGACCCCGAUGCACCUGACCCCUUAAUAGCCCUUAUCCGGAGAAUCUUCACCAUGAAGAAGAAGAGAAAGGAGAAGUCCAUCGAACAGUUGAGCUUUGAGGAAAAACGCCAUGAUAUGGCCAUAUCUGAAAAGCAAGUAGAGGUUGAAGUAGGAGUAGGUCAACCUCCACCCGAUCCUUCAUCUGACCCAUCACCAGCUGAGCCCAGUGCUGCUGCCAUAGCCGCCAAGAAGAAGUACCCUCUACCCCACUGGACCAUCUACAUUGCCUACGCCCUGGCAUUUGUGGCAUGCUUCAUAUCAUGUUUCUUCAGCGUAUUGUACAGCUUAGAGUGGGGUAAGGAGAAAGCAGAGGAGUGGCUAAAGUCCAUGGUUGUGUCUUUCUUCAGCUCGGCAUUCAUCAUCCAACCAGCGAAGGUGAUAGUCAUUGUUUUUAUAGUGUCCAUCAUCUUCAAGAAACCUUCGAAAAUGAACGAUGCCGAUGCUGAAGGUCUCAAAGACAAAACAAUCAACAAACUUCAGACGGAUGAAGAGUAUCUCCAUGAGGACUCGCUGACUGCAGGGAAAGUCCCUGGCUACUCCAUACGACCCAAGACUGCGCCAACCAAGCAGAUCUUGCAGGAGGCUCGCAAGGAACGUCUUCGAGACAUGCAGGUGUCGGGCGUGAUACGGGACGCUUUCUUGUACGCUCUCUUCUUGAUGGUGGUCCUGUACCUGGCCUACAUCAACAGAGACCCUCAAGCCUUCCUUAUGUCUGAAACGAUCAGGAAUACAUUCGUGAGAGAUAGCAUCGACUACCUUGUGGAUGGGGUAGAACCGGUGACUUUCGGCGCCCUGUCACAGAGCACGCCUGAUGAAUUCUGGAACUACAUUGAACAGACCCUUAUACCAGGUCUCUACGGUUAUAAGUAUUACAAUGGAGAACAGAUGCAUUGGAGGGAUACAAGAUUCCUGAGAGAUUGGCAGAGCUAUCGAGUGGGUCCUGCAAGGCUUCGGCAGCUCAGGGUAAAGCCCUUGCCUUGCGAGGUAAAUGGAAGAAUGGAGAACGCGGUCCAGGACUGCACCUUGGACUACUCUUGGUCCAAUGAAGAUGAAGGAGUGUUUGCUGCAGACUGGACCUAUACCUGUGACCCUGGUGAUGACAAUAUCCCUAAUUAUGCUUUCUACGAAGUGGAUGAAACCAGACCUUGGCGCUAUCAAACGGCCGUAGAUCUCUAUGGUGUCCCCUAUCAAAGCAACCUGUUUAUCUACGGAGGUGGUGGCUUCGUCGCCGAGUUCGGACUGGAACGCGAACAAGCGAUGAACACAUCGCGGUACCUUCGGGACCACGGCUGGUAUGACAAGUACACCCGAGCAAUCUUCAUCGAAUUCACGGUGUACAAUGCCAAUGUCAAUCUGUUUAGUGUGGUGACUUUACUGGUGGAAACACCAACGUUUGGUGGAGGGGUGCCCUCCAACUUGGUCCACACCUUCAGACUCUAUCAAUACUCGGGAGGACUCCUCAUUGUAGCAGUGGCCUUUCAGGGCAUAUUCGCUGUUUAUCUUCUUUACUUCUUGGGUCAUUUCAUCUACCGUCUCAAGAAAGAAGGGAGGAAAGAACUGAAGAACUUCUGGAUGAUCCUAGAGGGCAGUAUGCUCCUCUUUGGAAUUCUAGCAGCUGCCAUGUUCAUCAUGAGACAAAUAUUUAUUUAUUUCACUCUCCAAGAAGUCAAGAAGAAAGAUGAAGGAGGUUAUGUGAAUUUCAACCACAUUGCCAAGUGGGAUCAAAUCUUUGGCUACCUCCUGGCCACCCUGACCUUCCUAUCCAUCCUGCGCUUCAUGCGUGCCCUACGCUUCAGUGCAAGGGUCACCCACGUCGCUUUCGCUCUACAGAGGGCUUCGAAGGACAUGCUCUACUUCCUGUUCAUGUGGUGCAUCAUCGUGAUUGCCUUUGCUCUGUGGGGCUAUGCUGUCUUCAGUAGGUCCGUCUUCACCUUCCACACAUUCCAGGCCGUGUUGGAAUCGUUGCUUGGCAUGAUGAUAGGUUCCUUUGACUUCUACGCCUUGUCGUCCGUGGAGGCUGUCAUUGGUCCUAUCUUCUUCACUCUUUACAUCUUUGCAGCGUACUUCAUGUUGGCUAACAUGCUCAUCACAAUCAUUGUAGAGGCUUUCGCUAAGUCCAAAGAGGAUCCGGAAACAACCGCCAACACGUUCCCAAUAGGUCGGCACAUGAUGAAAAGGUUCAAGAUGCGGAUGGCCAGCUAUGGUAUCGGGUCUAACUCUGUGGGGCCAGCUCCUAAGAAACAAGCCGACAAGAAUGCAGAUGACAAGGAUAAAGAGGAUGGUGCAGAAGGCGAUGACCCAGAUUACCAGGACAUGAUGCAAACAAUUGAGACGCGAGUUGAUCAGCUGGUCUUAUUUGUCAUCAAGAACUAUGGUGACGGUAAGAGUGCACCAAUGGGCAGCAAGGCUACCCUUAGUACCUUUGAAGCUAUGGUCAAGAAAGACAUAGAGACGGUCAAGCAAAGGAAGACCCGAACCAUCAUGAUCACCUAGAUGUCCGAAACAUCAGGGUCACCUUGCUGUCUGUAAAUUCAAUCGUUUUUUAGUAAAGUAAGGGAAUUAAAAAGACUGACUUUAUUGACAGGUUACUGUAAGGUGGACAGAAAUAAAAAUCAUUUAAACAUACUAUUCUCAAUGACAUCUGCUAGUAUUUCGACAUUAAUGUCAAAGGAUCUUCAACCUGAAAAAUUAAAAGUUUUGUUAUUGGGAUGCUCCAAAAUGGAGCUGUGGUUUUAUGAAGUGAUCAUGACCAAAAGACAGAAGGUUAAUUUCUAGGCCUUGCAAGUGCAAAUGGUGAAGUUAGAAUAAAUCAGAGUCUGUUAAUAUGAUCAAUAUGUGCCAUAGAAUAUUCAGAUGACUCUAUUUCCAGUAAUAGGAUUAUCAUAAAUGGAGAUUCUUUAAGGUCAUA